GUGGAUAAGAUUUUCUGACGUUUCUGUCCAAACAAACAACACAAAAAAAAAAAAAAAAAAAAAGAGAAGAAAUUUUCUCCAGAUAUCACUUCACAAUAGGAGCACUUGAAACACCACUACAGUCCCGCAUGGGCUACAUGCCCAUGGAAGCUCUGCAACCAACCAUGCAAAUCCAUUUCUCACUCCACAGUAGUUCUCAACAAGAGGUACCCGUACCCUACCCCCCCCCCCCUACAAAAAAAAAUCUUGGCAACUCAUGUCUUUUAUUUUCAGAACUACUGUAAAAUUAUGAGACUGCAAAUUUGCUCUGCGAAGCUCAGACUCCCACUUCAUCUUUCUUCUGAAGCUGUGAUCUUGAACAGUGGAUAGAAUUUUAGACACCCCUGUUAGUUUUGAUUCUUUCCCCCUUCGUGCUUUUGGAAACAAUUUCGCAGAUUGGGAUUUUGACUGAUUUCAAGUUGGGUUCUGUAGACUUGAAUUUCCUGCUAAUUGCUAUUCUCAUAUCAUUUGUAUUUUGUACCCUGCUUGAGUUAUCCGUAAUAAACAUGCAUGAUAAGAAUUUAGCUCAGUGCAGAAAGGGUUGUUUAAUGUUGGCAUAUAUUUAAAACUUGCAAACUUGUAAUUGAAUUACUCUGGCCUGUCUGUGGCACAGUUGAACUAGCACAGUAAUUGGAACAGAAAUCCAUUCAGUCUUCUUUCUAUUUCUGAGGAAGAUAUGAAUUGAAACUUUCGUGAAAGUAUAUUUCUCUCGUCUCUUGAUGGGGCAGCUACCAGAACAGGAUUCUAAUCCAGGCAGUAAGAUUUGCUGAGACAUUAGGAAGCAGCUAGAUAAGAAAUGGGAGAAUUUGGUGAAGAGGAGGUCCAUUCUGUCACCCUGAUUAAGCAUCAAGAGAGAAGGAGUGCAAGCAAGAAAAAGGUUCAAGCAUCACCAGUCAUGGGACUGCAUCUGCAUGAGGACCAACUACGGUCAAGUUCAACUUCUGCAGGUUCACAAAUUCAGUCCCAGUGUGUUGCUUGUUUGGGCAACAAUAGUUGUCAGACAGUUCUUUCAAGAACAAAACUGAUGAAGACAUUGAUCAGAAAGGGGAAGUCUCGGGAAGUCCAGUCCAUUUUUGAUAGUUUAACAGAAGGAGGACAUAGGCCAAGCCUUAUAACGUACACAAAUCUUUUAACUGCCUUGACCAUCCAAAAGCAUUUUAAGUCCAUUCGCUUACUCCUGUCUAAAGUGGAGGAAAACAGCCUGCAGCCUGACUCGAUAUUUUUUAAUGCCAUGAUCAAUGCGUUCUCUGAAUCUGGAAAUAUAAAAGAGGCCAUGGAAAUCUUCCAGAAAAUGAGGGAGAGCGGGGCUAAACCCACAACCAGCACUUUUAAUACUUUAAUUAAAGCGUAUGGUAUAGCUGGUCAGCCCGAGGAAUCUCUAAAACUGCUGGAGAAAAUGUCACAUGAAGAAAAUGUGAAACCCAAUGACAGAACAUACAACAUUCUCAUCAGAGCUUGGUGCAACAAGAACAGCAUAGCGGAAGCAUGGAAAUUGGUUAAUAAGAUGGUGGCAUCUGGUCUGCAACCUGAUGUGGUCACGUACAACACACUAGCUAAGGCUUAUGCUCAAAAUGGGGAGACAAGUAGAGCUGAAGGGAUGAUUUUGGAGAUGCAGACUAAUAAAAUCAAACCAAAUGAGCGGACUUGUGGCAUUGUAAUUAGUGGUUACUGUAAAGAAGGUAAUAUGACAGAUGCCUUGCGGUUUGUGUACAGGAUGAAAGAUCUUGGGGUGCAUCCAAAUCUUGUUGUCUUCAACACUCUCAUAAAAGGAUUUCUAGAUAUUUCCGACACUGAUGGAGUUGAUGAGGCACUGACAUUGAUGGAAGAAUUCGGGGUCAAACCAGAUGUGAUAACAUUCAGCACCAUUAUGAAUGCUUGGAGUUCUGCAGGAUUCAUGGACAGGUGCCUUGAGAUCUUCAAUGACAUGGGGAAGGCUGGCAUAGAACCUGACAUCCAUGUAUUCAGCAUUCUUGCGAAAGGUUAUGUGCGUGCUGGAGAGCCUGAGAAGGCUGAGUCAUUCCUCACGUUCAUGAGCAAAGCCGGUGUGCACCCAAAUGUUGUAAUCUUCACUACCAUCAUCAGUGGAUGGUGCAGUGCAGGCAAAAUGGAGUAUGCUUGGAGGGUUUAUGAAACAAUGUGUAAAAUGGGCAUUUCCCCCAAUGUGAAAACUUUUGAGACCCUUAUAUGGGGAUACGGGGAAGCAAAACAGCCUUGGAAAGCAGAAGAAUUGCUCCAAAUCAUGGAAGAGAAUGGUGCUUCUCCUGAGAACAGCUGUAUCCAGCUUGUUGCAGAUGCAUGGCGUGCUAUUGGUUUACCAAGGGAAGCCAAGAGAAUAAUGGAUGAUGCGAAGGAAGCGUCUGAAGUGGUAUUGAACACCAGGGAUGAUGGUAUACCUGUGGAGAGGAUAUAUCAGAAACAAAACUUGAGAGCUUCUUCUGCCAAUCUUUUGCAGAUACCAGGAGUAGCUUUAAUCAAUCAAAACGGCUCUGCUGCCACUAAUAUGAGAAGCCGAAUGGUUCUAAAAGGGCCUUGGUUUUUCUGUGAGAGCUUAUGUGCUGCUGCUAAAACCACAUUUCUUUCUCAUUCAUUUGGGUUUGGGGUGAAACCGCUUCUUUUGUGUUAGGAGCAGUUUCAAGGCUGCAUUGAUAGCUGCUUACAGUUUGUGUUCUUGAGCUGAAGUCAAGGAGAGAUGGGUGCUGUGAUGCUAUCUUAAUCCGAUUUUUAGUGAAUACAAAUUUCGUGCCUACAAAAUGAUUGGUACUAGAGAAUGAUUGUUAGCUCCCAAGAAAGGAGGAAUAGUAGUGAAGCCUCUUUGAUUUCAUCGGACAAUUCGAACCUAUAUUUAUCAUAGUGAAAUUUGUUCAUUUUUCAAAUCAAAUUAUCAAAUUUGGCGUAGUGUAUCUUCUUACAGUGUUGUACAUCAACUGUUCAUAAUUCAAGGGCAGAUGCAUACUAUCAUCUUCUUCACCAAAGUAGCAAAAAUCCUUUAAUUUGCAAAACUGAGAAUUGUUUCAGUUCUCU
This is a messenger RNA of Malania oleifera, 3060 nucleotides long. RefSeq names its product pentatricopeptide repeat-containing protein At5g25630-like. Gene Ontology annotation, molecular function: protein binding. The record is from RefSeq and is a predicted model, not a curated record. The coding region runs from base 836 to 2662 and encodes 608 amino acids. Lineage: Eukaryota; Viridiplantae; Streptophyta; Magnoliopsida; Santalales; Ximeniaceae. The transcript is spliced from 3 exons.